Cucurbita maxima (winter squash) is the source of this 1120-nucleotide messenger RNA. Its product is annotated as mini-ribonuclease 3. The transcript has 7 exons. The record is from RefSeq and is a predicted model, not a curated record. NCBI's taxonomy places the organism in Eukaryota, Viridiplantae, Streptophyta, Magnoliopsida, Cucurbitales, Cucurbitaceae. Gene Ontology annotation, molecular function: ribonuclease III activity. Gene Ontology annotation, biological process: RNA processing. The coding region runs from base 24 to 782 and encodes 252 amino acids.
UCCGAUUAUCAAGGAGAUAAAAAAUGCUAACUUUAUCGGCGACUUCGACGAGCAUUGUUGCUUCAUGGGACACUCAACAGAGGCUUACGUACAAUCCUAAUGCCCCAAGAAACCCCAACAAGAAACCCAAAUCUCUAUCUGUCUCGCCGACCUCCCAAUCCACUGGAAAGGCUACCUUAACCGCAACGAACAUUCGAACCAACCAAAUUGUCUCCGACCUUCUCAAGCGUCGCAGUCCCGUCUCAAAUGAAGGCAGCAAAUCAGUGGAACCAGAUGGUCUCUAUUUGGGAUAUGAGCAGUGGUUGCCAAAUCCGCCAAAGGUGCAGAAACCCCGAUCCGUGUUCAAUGCAGCUUCACUAGCAUACAUGGGUGAUUGCAUCUAUGAGCUAUAUGCUCGCAGGCACUUUCUAUUCCCGACGUUGAAUAUCGAAGAAUACAAUGACCGUGUUAUGGCUGUUGUACGUUGUGAAGCACAAGAUGUUCUUCUCCAGAAGCUUCUAAAUGAUAAUUUCUUAACAGAGGCAGAGAGGGACAUCCUUCGAUGGGGAAAAAACGUUGGUUCGUCCUCUAAAACACGUACAAAAAAACGCGCUGGUGCUGCAGUUUAUAACAGAGCAUCUUCACUAGAAACCUUAAUUGGUUACCUUUACCUGAACAAUGUGAAACGGUUGGAUGAAAUCAUGAAAAAGCUCGGCUUCUCUACUGAUUCGUCCUUGCAAUUGAUUCCAGAGGAAUCAAAUAGUGAGCAACCAAGCAAAUCAGGUGACGAAGACGAAACCUGAUCAUUGUUGAGUAAGCCACCGUGCUGCUACCGCGCUGAUACUUCAAAACGGGUUAGUCAAUUGAUGUCUUCACAAUUGAUUAGAAAUCGGAUUUUGUGGCUACUCACUCUGCAUGCUCUCUUUACAUCGUACGUCCUUCUUUCCCAUACAUAAGUUUUGUACAAAUAAGCAUGUUUAGUUGACAUUUUUGGUUUUUAGUUACAUUAGUCUGUAAAACUCAAUUAUCACUUCCCACUUACCAUGUUGUAUUUUCUCUCUGUAGUAAACAUUGCAUUGUAAUAAAGAUGCCUUAUAGGAGAUCUUUAGCUCAAUGGGAGAUAGUCUGUGUUCGGAUUGUA